This is a messenger RNA of Phalacrocorax carbo (great cormorant), 2630 nucleotides long. Lineage: Eukaryota; Metazoa; Chordata; Aves; Suliformes; Phalacrocoracidae. The record is from RefSeq and is a predicted model, not a curated record.
AGGGGCCGGCUCGCCCGGCGGGGAGCAGCCCCGGCGGGACGGGACCGGACGCUCUCCUCCUCCUCCUCCUCCUCCUCGUCCUGGUCCUCUUUCUCCUCCUCUUUCUCCCCCCGCGGCAAGGGGACAGCGCCCAGCCCGGCAGGGGCGGGGCCGGGCCAGGCGGGAGCGGCUGCGGCGGUUGUCGGGAGCGGCUGUCAGGGAGCGGGCGGCGUGUGCGGGGCGGGCAGCCAUGCAGCGUUGGAGGCUCCUUCCCGCGGUGGUGCUCCUCGCCGUCCUGGUCCCUGCCAGAGGCAAUGUUGACGACUUCAGCUUAGAAGAUGCACUUGCUACAAAUGAGCCUGUUCCAUCUCAGAAGCCAGCAUCAUCGGAUUCUGAUGACCCCAAGCCAGGUCCACCUGCAAAACCCAGAGACACUGAUAACCCCAAGCCAGGUCCACCUGCGCAACCUAAAGACACUGGCAACCUUGAUGAUUCGGAUCUAUUAGAUGGCAGUUUACCAAAAGGAGGAGGCGGUGGUAGUGGCAGCAAUGAACGAAAGGGCCCAAGUCCAAAUAAUAAUGAAGACACUGAGGCUUCUCAGGGAGCAAUAGCUGGAAUUGUAAGUGCUGUGGUUGCUACUGUAAUUGGAGCAGUAUCUAGUUUCAUUGCUUACCAGAAGAAGAAACUCUGUUUCAAACAAAGCGCAGAUGAAGAGAAUGUGAAUAUGGACAGCCAUCGGGGAGCACAAUCUGAGCCACCUGUUCAGCGCACACUUCUGGAGAACUAAAUUGAAGACAACGUGAUGAAGAACUGGCUAUUGAAACUGAAUAGAGAACGUGCAUUCUGCCUGAAAAAAAUAAAGGAAACAAAAAAGCAUAAUAAAAAAGCAGAGUCUGAAGUUGCAUGAGAAAACAGUUGCUGUAUGAAACACCUCUGGCAGUGUGACUUAGACCUGAGUACUCCUGUAUGGUUAGCCCUGUGAAGCAUUGUUGCACACCAAGAUGUGGCCUUAAUGACAGGAGUGUAGAAGUAUGUCGUGCCUUUACAUUCUUUCCUGUACUCCUGUGACAAAUGGGUGUGUCUCAAGUGCAUUCAGUAUGUUUGACUUUUCCUUACCUCUCCAAAAGCAAUAAGCGAUUAAUGUUUUGUUACAUCAUUGCUUUCAGGCAGUGCAAUCAUUGUUUUAAUAUCCUGUAUGCAGUGAGCUUACCAACCAACCAACUUGCUAUACGGUGUGGGCACCUGAAAGCACAUGGCUCACUGUGUGUGUGGGGGGUGCUGCUGAUACAAUCUGCGUAGCUGCCUGGGUCAGCCACCAGGGAAGAGAUACUUGUUCUUGCGCAUCCAAGAGACAAAAAUUCGGAGUUAUGUUUUUGCAUAUUUUUUUUGUUGCAUCUGUCUGGUACAGAUUCAGAACACCCAAACUAGUGCACACAGACCCUUCAUCCUUUCUGGCUUUUUCUGCUUAACAAGUGCUGAGCUGGUCAGAUGUGGAAAAGCCUGAUUAGCAAAUCAGAACCGUAACCGGAUUUUGUACAUCUGAUGUGAUUGAUAUUUGGCAGGUGUCUGAACAGUUGUGGAUGAAAUAGUGGGGAGUGGGGAUUAACAUCUUCAGACUUCCAUAAGCGAAAACUUCACAGAAAAUAAUGUGAUACUUUGAAUUUGGAAGGCUUAUCAUACGCAUUUAAAAGGCAGAAACAGUACUACAAUUCAAAAGUACGUAACAGCAAGACUGAUGAGAACAAGCCAGCCUCACUCCACAAGCAUCCAUUGAACAGUAUAAAUAACGUAUGUGUGAAGAAUGCUUUUCGACUUGUGAAGGAUUGCCAUCAGGAUGAGGGCCCAUGAUUGCAUCCUCAACUGAAAGCACUUGUCAGCUUUGCUGUGGCUCUUGAAAGCCACAGGAAGGUUUCAAGGAUCUGUGGAAACAUGGAAAACUGUGCAACUCAUAACUCAUAAGUUAAAGGACUAAGUCUGGAAUAAUAACUAGUUCUGUCUGGAAGGGAUAGUCUGACCAGUCCUGUUGGCUUUCAUUCUAAUUGUUUCCAAUUUACAUGCAAUUUUACAGUCUGUCUUACUAAUGUGCUUCAGCCACCUGGCAAAGUUCUACCGAAAGAUGACAUUUCAUGGAACGUCUUAGAAGUCAUUAUGAAUCUGGAUAUUAAACAUGUAAAUAUAUCUGUGCAUUCAGAUAUGAAUGUAUGCCAAGGAUAAUUCAUUUAAGAAUUUCUUGUACAUGUUUCUUAGCUUGCAACAAAGCUUUACAUAGAUUUUAGUAUUUUGUUAUGGAAUUAAUUUGUAAACCUCUUUUUGCCCCACUUCGGCUUUUAGUAUAAAAGUACUAAAACCUCUAAGUGUGUUUGAGGGUGGAAAAUUGAUUUUUAUACAAACAUUUGAUCUAUGUAAAUGCACAGAAAUGAAAUGUACUGCUUACCGGCUUGAAUAAACAGGUAUCUCAUAUCAAUGCCAAGUGUAGAGAAAACAGAAAUAAGCCAGUGUUUGUAACGGAUAGAAUGGCAGGGGAAGCUCAAACGAGCUAACCAGACUCUUGAAUCCUUCUUCAGCUUUUGCAAGCCUAAAAAUUACUUAUUGAAACCUCCUACCAACAUUGUGAUUUUUCUAGAAAUAAAUAAAAAAAAAAAAAAAGGAAA